Molecule: messenger RNA, 324 nt
Organism: Rotaria sp. Silwood1
Lineage: Eukaryota; Metazoa; Rotifera; Eurotatoria; Philodinida; Philodinidae
Source: the annotation of a GenBank genome assembly
AUGUAUCAUCGAAUGUAUUUACGUCGAUCUUCAAUGUCUAGUAUAAGUGAAGAAUCUGAAAUGGAUGAUAAUGAUCAACAUGAUGAAAAUUUUAUGCUAAAUAAUAAGCAUAGUAAUGAAAAACAAAAUGAAUUAUCAAUUAAUUUAAAUGUUGAAAAUUGUCUUGGUGAUUUAAAUACUUUAAAAGAAGAAAUUCGAGAAGCUUAUGAAGAAUUAUCAACAUUAGAACGACAAGCUCGAAGUAAAACAACACUAUCACCAAUAAUAUCUAAUAUAAAUCAAGGUAAUUUUUUAUUUUAUUUUUGUUGUAAAAUAAAUAAAUAA